Gossypium raimondii (Peruvian cotton) is the source of this 1284-nucleotide messenger RNA. RefSeq names its product serine/threonine-protein phosphatase PP2A catalytic subunit. NCBI's taxonomy places the organism in Eukaryota, Viridiplantae, Streptophyta, Magnoliopsida, Malvales, Malvaceae. Bases 231 to 1151 code for a protein of 306 amino acids. Gene Ontology annotation, cellular component: cytoplasm. Gene Ontology annotation, biological process: mitotic cell cycle; peptidyl-serine dephosphorylation. The transcript has 6 exons. Gene Ontology annotation, molecular function: protein serine/threonine phosphatase activity. The record is from RefSeq and is a predicted model, not a curated record.
UUCAUUUGCCUUUGCAUUUGAGUUUCAUUUCAGACUGCUCGUUUCCCUUUCUUUUUAUUCUCCUCUUUUAGCAUUUUCAUUUCUAAGCAGCGCUGCGAUCCAAAUAAGUAAAUCAAAGUCAACCGAUCCGACCGCUUUUUUUUUUCUUUGUGUUUGUUUAUUUAUUUCCACGAUUUUGCGGUCAGUGGUGAAAGGGGGGAAUUGGGUGAUCGGACGGUGGAGGAACAAGGAUGCCGUCUCAGGGAGAUCUGGAUCGUCAGAUCGAGCACCUGAUGGAGUGUAAGCCGCUGUCUGAGGCGGAGGUGAAGGCGUUAUGCGAGCAGGCACGAGCAAUACUAGUGGAGGAAUGGAACGUACAGCCUGUGAAGUGUCCGGUAACGGUAUGUGGAGAUAUUCAUGGACAGUUUUACGAUCUAAUAGAGCUGUUUCGGAUAGGAGGGAAUGCGCCUGAUACAAAUUAUCUCUUCAUGGGAGAUUAUGUAGAUCGUGGGUACUACUCAGUUGAGACUGUCACACUCUUGGUGGCACUAAAAGUCCGUUAUAGAGAUAGAAUCACAAUCCUUAGAGGAAAUCACGAGAGCCGUCAGAUUACACAAGUGUAUGGUUUUUAUGAUGAAUGCUUGAGAAAAUACGGAAAUGCUAAUGUAUGGAAGCAUUUUACAGAUCUGUUUGAUUAUUUACCCCUCACAGCUCUUAUUGAGAGUCAGGUCUUUUGUUUGCAUGGAGGACUUUCACCAUCGUUGGACACAUUAGACAAUGUUCGAGCAUUGGAUCGUAUACAGGAGGUUCCUCAUGAAGGACCAAUGUGUGAUCUCUUGUGGUCUGAUCCUGAUGACCGCUGUGGAUGGGGUAUAUCUCCGCGUGGUGCUGGUUAUACGUUCGGACAAGAUAUUGCAGCUCAGUUCAACCAUACCAAUGGUCUCAGUCUGAUUUCAAGAGCCCAUCAACUCGUCAUGGAAGGAUACAAUUGGUGUCAGGAGAAGAAUGUGGUGACUGUCUUCAGCGCCCCAAACUAUUGUUACCGAUGUGGGAACAUGGCUGCAAUUUUAGAGAUUGGGGAGAAUAUGGACCAGAAUUUUCUUCAGUUUGAUCCGGCACCCCGGCAAGUUGAACCUGACACCACACGCAAGACUCCUGAUUAUUUUUUAUAAAUUCUUUUUUAAUUCAUAUAAUAUAUACUACAUGUAAUAUAUAUUCCUGCUAUAGCUGUUUCUAUCCCCUGUUUGGAAGCGAGAAGCUAUUUGUUGGUUUAAGUUGAGGUUCAUCGACAAGAUCAUUCAUUCA